Chlorocebus sabaeus (green monkey) is the source of this 2921-nucleotide messenger RNA. It is a transcript of the gene RAB2B, whose product is annotated as RAB2B, member RAS oncogene family. The record is from RefSeq and is a predicted model, not a curated record. Gene Ontology annotation, molecular function: GTPase activity; GTP binding. NCBI's taxonomy places the organism in Eukaryota, Metazoa, Chordata, Mammalia, Primates, Cercopithecidae.
GGAGAGGGUGGGCGGCCGGGAAGAAGAAGAUCGGUAGAUUGAGUGGCUAGAGAGGUUGGAGGUAAGUGGCUGUAGAAGUCGGGCGGACCCGGAACCCAGAGGACGCGACAUCAUGACUUAUGCUUAUCUCUUCAAGUAUAUCAUCAUCGGAGACACAGGUGUGGGGAAGUCAUGUCUCCUCCUGCAGUUUACAGAUAAGCGGUUCCAGCCUGUCCACGACCUCACAAUAGGUGUGGAGUUUGGAGCUCGUAUGGUCAACAUUGAUGGAAAACAAAUCAAACUGCAAAUCUGGGAUACGGCUGGGCAAGAAUCCUUCCGUUCUAUCACCCGUUCCUACUACAGGGGAGCAGCUGGAGCACUGCUGGUGUACGACAUUACAAGGCGUGAAACCUUCAACCACCUGACCUCAUGGUUAGAGGAUGCCCGGCAGCACUCUAGUUCCAACAUGGUUAUCAUGCUCAUUGGGAAUAAGAGUGACCUAGAGUCCCGCAGGGAUGUGAAAAGAGAAGAAGGAGAGGCCUUUGCUAGGGAGCAUGGACUUAUAUUCAUGGAAACUUCAGCCAAAACAGCCUGCAAUGUUGAAGAGGCCUUCAUUAACACAGCCAAAGAAAUAUAUAGGAAGAUCCAACAGGGUUUAUUUGAUGUCCACAAUGAGGCAAAUGGCAUCAAGAUUGGGCCCCAACAGUCAAUUUCAACAUCAGUGGGACCCAGUGCCUCCCAGCGGAACUCUCGUGACGUAGGGUCCAACUCUGGCUGCUGCUGAACAUCUGGCUUGAACUUUUUUUUUCCUUCCUGGAAUAGCUUCAGAUCAAUAGGCUUAAUGAAAGAGGUCUUUCUUGCUUUGGCUGAGAGCAGCCUCUUUUUAAAGUGUGAUGUUUUGCCUUUCCACCUAAAGACCAGGAGAGAAUUUGGGCCCUUACUGACUGUCCUCCUUCAAGGACAUGAGCAUUCCGUAUAGAUUAGGGUUCUUCUUAUCUUCCUAUACUAAUUUCUUAAAUCGUUAGGAUCAAAGUUGAUUAUCACAGUAGUUAAAAAAAAAUAAUUUCACGGUGGGGCGCCAUGGCUCAUGCCUGUAAUCCCAGCACUUUGGAAGGCCAACGCUGGGGGAUCACCUGAGGUCAAGAAUUCGAGAUCAUCCUGACCAACAUGGAGAAACCCCGUCUCAACUAAAAAUACAAAAUUAGCUGGGUGUGGUGGCGCAUACCUGUAAUCCCAGGUACUCGGGAGGCCAAGGCAGGAGAAUCACUUGAACCCAGGAGGCGGAGGUUGCGCUAAGCUGAAAUUGUGCCAUUGCACUCCAGCCUGGGCAACAAGAGCGAAACUCUGUCUCGAUAAAUAAAUAUAUAUAUAUAUUUUUGAGACGGAGUCUUGCUGUCUCCAGGCUGGAAUGCACUGGCACAAUUUUGGCUCACUGCAGCCUCCACUUCCCGGGUUCAAGCAAUUCUUCUGCCUCAACCUCCUGAGUAGCUGGGACUACAGGUGCGUGCCACCACGCCCAGCUCAUUUUUGUAUUUUUAGUAUAGGCGGGGUUUCACCAUGUUGGCCAGGAUGAUCUUGAUCUCUUCACCUCAUGAUCUGCCCACCUUGGCCUCCCAAAGUGCUGGAUUACAAGCGUAAGCCACUGUGCCUGGCCUAAAUAAAUAAUUUCAUAAGCAUAUACAGUCUGCUCCCCACUAAGAAUUAGGGUCAAGGACAUUCUGCUUGAACACUUGGAAUUACCCAGAUUUGGUUGGCCUUUGGUUGAUAGAUCCUCUGCCUCAGAAUUUCAUUGAGUUUUUUCCUUCCUUGCCUUUGAGGGUCUACUUGCCACUUCCUAAGAAUUCUUGUAGAAAGCAGUUCCUUCUACUUGCCCAAGAGCACUGAGUACUUCUCUACUAUCCUAUUGUUAGCUUCUAUCUCUUAGUGUAACUUCAAAACUUUUAAGAGCAGUGGAGUUGGUCAGGGACAUGUGGCCACUUAUUAUUACCUAAGGAAAACAUUUGUUCCCUAUUCAUUUUAUUUUAGGGACCAGAUCUAACAUUGUAGUGUCUUUCACCAGAUAGACUUCUACUGUUUCAUCAAACUCCCUUCUUAACUAGAACUAGACUUUCUACUCCAAUCAGGCUAAUCUACUUGCUGAAUGUGACGUAUUUAUUCCUAGCUCCAUAUGUGUGCACAUGCCCUACUCUCCACUAACUAUACUUAAAAGUCCAAAAAUUUUUUCUUUAGUAACAGACUUAGGUACUUCUAAGCAAUUAUUAACACAAUAUUCCUUAGUUUUCAUAUGUUGGUUAUUCAUACGUAUAUUUAUAUGUAUAUUUAUUUUUAUGUAUGUUACUAUGUAAAUAUGUUUUGCGUUGUUUUUGUGUGGAAUCUUGUCUUUCCAUAUAAGUUGUAAGCUCCUUGAGAGCAGGAUCCAUGUCAUUCCUUUAUUUUUAUAAAUCAUUCCCCCAUCAUUCCUUUACAGUGCCUAGUGCUACUCAUUAUGUGUUCAUUGAAUUUGACUGACAUACUUAAAAACUUAAGGUUUAUUUUAGACUUUAAGGGAAACAAAAGACUUGAGUCCUCUCUUUGUAAUUCUGCCCCUCUCAUUUGUUUACCCUGGGUUUUAUACUGUUCUUUUCCUUCUCCCCUCCCACCUUUCCAUGGCUCUUUGCCUCCAUUCCAUGAGGCAUACAGUAAGGCUACCUGCUAGUAAGCAGUCAGAUAAGUGGGUACCUAUCCAGCCAUUCUCUUUUCAGAGCAUAUAAUACUAUCUUAGCCAAAUUUGCCUUUGCUUCACUCAUCAUGCAGCCUUCUGGAUUGGUUGCUAUAUGUAUCUUUUUUCCUUGAUUUCCCAUUCUCUUCCACAGCACUGAGGCCUCAUGAAUCUUUCUACUUUCUUUUUGCUGUUGAUGAAUUGUUUCAUUAUUAAAUAUAUGCAUGUAUCAAAGCUGUUCAUA